Scomber scombrus (Atlantic mackerel) is the source of this 2678-nucleotide messenger RNA. RefSeq names its product selectin P (gene selp). Lineage: Eukaryota; Metazoa; Chordata; Actinopteri; Scombriformes; Scombridae. The record is from RefSeq and is a predicted model, not a curated record. The transcript is spliced from 14 exons. Gene Ontology annotation, biological process: cell adhesion. Bases 1 to 2445 code for a protein of 814 amino acids. Gene Ontology annotation, cellular component: membrane. Gene Ontology annotation, molecular function: calcium ion binding.
AUGUUGCAAGAAUCAGUAAAUGUUAGACAAAGCCUGCAUCACAGGGUGCUGAUUGCUGCAUUGAUUGUACUUGCCCAAGACCUGAGCAGUGGAGGAGGAGCUCAGGCAUGGACGUACAGCUACAGCACCAGUCCAAACCGUAGAUGGCUCGAGGCCCGCGAGUGGUGUCAGCAGCACGCAACAGACAUGGUGGUCAUCCAGAACCAGGAUGAGACUGACUUUCUCAUCAAACUACUGCCAAAUCACUCCAAAUAUUAUUGGAUAGGCAUCCUCAAAGUAAAAGGAAUGUGGACCCAGGUAGGAACCCAAGAGGUCGUGCUCGAAGAGAAUCAGAAUUGGGCACCAAAAGAGCCAGACAACAUACCAGGCCAAGAUUGUGUGGAGAUGUAUAUUAGGGCCACCGACACGGGCAAGUGGAACAAUGAGAAAUGCCGUAAUAAAAAGGGAACUGUCUGCUAUACUGUCUCUUGCAAGCACGAUUCCUGCAGUGCCCAUGCAGACUGUGUAGAGACCGUAGGGAACUACACGUGCCAAUGCCAUCCUGGUUUCCAGGGACCACGCUGUGAAGAAGCAAUCACAUGCGAACCCUUGCUGAAUCUAGAACAAGGUUCUCACAACUGUUUGCAUCCCUUUGGGUCCAAUCGUUUCAAUUCUUCCUGCCAUUUCCACUGUGAGCUCGGUUUUCGGUUGGUAGGCGCGGCCCAGCUGCUAUGCCAAGCCAGGGGACACUGGGACUACCCUGUUCCUCUGUGUCAAGCUGAACAGUGUCCAGUUUUGAACCACACCGAGAUCAGUGGAGGUAAUAUGAACUGCAGCCACCCCAUUGCACCUUAUAGCUACAACUCCACCUGUGAGGUCAGGUGUGAAGAAGGCUAUUGGCUCAGUGGACAGGACCAUAUACGAUGUGACCAUACAGGCCAGUGGACAGCCAGUGUCCCAACAUGUGAAGUGCAAAAGUGCUCCUCCAUUUUCUUUCCAACGGGCAACAUGACAUGUGUGGACACUGUGGAGCCUUUCUCCUUUGGCUCAGAGUGUAACUUCUCCUGCCAGGAAGGUUUCUACCUGAUUGGGGAGAACACAAUCACUUGUUUGGCUUCUGGAAAUUGGAGCAAACCUACACCUGCAUGCGCAGUGGUACAGUGCAACAGUCUGAAAGUUCCACCUCAUGGUUCAAUGCAAUGCCAAGAUCCUCUAAGUGCAUAUAGCUAUGGCUCAGUAUGCACAGUCAAGUGUGAAGAGGGGUUUGAUCUGAUUGGCACAAACAUGACAAAAUGUUUGUCAGGGGGCAACUGGAGUCAUGCACUUCCUCUUUGCCAGGCUAAGAGGUGCCAUCCAAUAAAUUCUCCCCCUCAUGGUUCCCUAUCUUGCAAUGACACGAAUGGCUCCUUCAGUUUUGGUUCUAAGUGUGUCACAACAUGUGAGGAGGGUUUCCUAAUGAAUGGAACAGCUGAAACUGAGUGCAACUCCCUGGGCAUGUGGAGUGCUGACAUCCCUCAUUGCCUGGCUAGGAGAUGUCCCACUCUGAACUUUCCCCCUCAUGGCUCCUUUGUCUGCGCUGAUCCUCAUGGAGAGUUCAGUUUUGGUUCUCAUUGCACAUCAGCUUGUGAGGAGGGUUUUGUCCUGAAUGGUACAGCUGACACAGAAUGCACCUAUGUGGGCACAUGGAGCACAGACAUCCCAUGUUGCUUGGCUAAGAGAUGUCCCACUCUGAACUCUCCCCCUCACGGCUCCUUAGCCUGCUCUGGCCCACAUGGAGCGUUCAGUUUUGGCUCUCACUGCAUGUCCACCUGUGAGGAGGGCUUUGUCCUGAAUGGGACAGCCGACACAGAGUGCAAUUCUCAGGGCUCAUGGAGCACCGAUAUCCCACGUUGCUUUGCACGCCCAUGCCCCCUACUGGCCAAUGCUCCGCAACAUAGGAGCAUGAACUGCAGCCAUUCAUAUUCCCCUUUCAGUCAUGGCUCCCACUGUGACUUUGAAUGCAAUGAGGGCUUCUGGAUGAGAGGAACAUCAGCUACAACAUGCAACACCUCAGGCCACUGGAGUCCAGAUGUGCCCACCUGCCAGCCUGUACAGUGUGAAGCCAUCCAUCCCCUGUCUUUACGUUUGUCUAUGGACUGCUCCCAUCCCCUGGGGAAUUUCAGAUUUGACUCCCAAUGUCUUUUCACCUGUAAAGAGGGGUACUUUUUGAAUGGCACAGAGGUGCUGAUUUGCUCCUCUACUGGGUUGUGGAGUGACACACUUCCUACCUGCAUAGUGGAGGGAUUGCCAGUGGGGUCUGCCUUGUUGCUGUACACUGGCGUAGGAGCAGCCACUGCUAUCGUGCCUCUUGUCCUGAUAGGACUGGCUUUGUGGCUGAUGAGACUAUUCAAAAAAAAAGAAAAUCCAAUCAUCUCUGAUGAACAUGGGGCAUGGGAGGAGCAAGAGAAUCCAGCAUUUGAGUUAUAACAGUUUUGUUUGUUUGUUUUGUGUUUUCAAUUCUGCAGCAAAUAAUCUCAAAUACAUUUGAGCUUGCUUUUAUGAUACGUAGCUUGCUAGUAAUGCUAUGAUACUGGUAACGAAAGAUCCCUGUUGGAUUGAAUUCAUUUCAAAUUAGUAGAUCCUUAAUAUAUAAGAUGAAUACCUUUAAAAUGAAUACCUGUUAUUAAUGCUUAAUGCACACUCAGCAUAGCUUUUGUAUU